Molecule: messenger RNA, 2405 nt
Organism: Acanthaster planci (crown-of-thorns starfish)
Lineage: Eukaryota; Metazoa; Echinodermata; Asteroidea; Valvatida; Acanthasteridae
Product: SAP domain-containing ribonucleoprotein-like
Biological process (GO): poly(A)+ mRNA export from nucleus
Cellular component (GO): nucleus
Source: RefSeq, a predicted model, not a curated record
ACUACUCGCGAACUUUAAUGUAAUGUGUAGGAAUUUAGCCAGGAUACCAUCGUCGAAUGAACACAAUCGACCGACGGGAAAUACCAUGGACCUGAAAAAGCUGAAGAUUCCUGAGCUGAAGAAGGAGUUGACGUCCCGUGGGUUGGCAUUGAAAGGCAACAAGCAAGAGCUGGUCAACAGGCUGUCUCAGUAUCUGGAGGAAAACGAUGAGGCAAUCCUUGACAACGGCACAGAGCCCACAGAUGCAAUAUUAACAUCUGGAGUUGAGGAAGAUCUUUUAGCGCAAGAGGAUGAGCCAAAUCUUCUGGAUGAUGAGGAAGAAGAGCCAGCUGUCGCGGAAACCGUUGCCAAGGUUACCUCCCCCAUUGCCCUACAAAGGAAACCCGUACUGACAGCCUCUCAGGCCAAGCCCAGUGCCCCUGUCGUCGCGGCACAAAAAAUCACCACCAUCCCUGCCACCACCAGUGAACUGACUCCAGCUGAGAAAAAAGCUUUGCGAGCCCAAAGAUUCAACACACCUCUCUCAGAAGAGGCAAGGAAACAAGCCCGAUUAGAAAAGUUUGGAGGCAAGCAAGCUGUGACGGCAUCAGCUGGGGCUGUCCCCAAAACACAAGGCAAAGUAUCGGCAGUCUCGUCAGACGCUUUGGAGAAGUUGAAGAAGCGGUCAGAGAGGUUUGGUACAGCUGUGUCCCCCAUUGUCCAAAAGACGGAUGAGAUGGAACGACUUUUGAAGCGAAAGCAGCGCUUUGGGGUGAUCACCAAUACUACAACAGCUGCUGCAGUGAAGGCUACGGGGACCAGGAGAAUAUCGACAGGGGGCGGUGGGGAUGAUGUAGAGGCAAAGAAGAAGAAACGUGCUGAAAGGUUUGGACUGUCCUAACUACAGCAACGCAGCUUCCUUGGGUUGCAACCUUUUGCCAAACAUUUUUCACCAGGAAUCCCCUUGGAAGUCAACAGAAAUGUGGCAGGGGUUUUACAGUCACGGUGAAGUUGUUGACGCUGUUCGCAAGAGAUGUGUAUGCGUGGUUUCCAAAGCAGGAGAAUCUUGAAAUAUGAACAGCGAUCCUUUUUUUCUGUUACAAAUCUUCACAUUUUCUUCAAAUAUCACUUUUGAUUGAAAUCCCCUUGUAAUCACCAUUACACAUUAUCUGAGUAAGAAAGACAAGAAACUUUGCUGUUUACCUUAAUAGAAAUUUCUUCUAACAUCAUCUGGUUCCCUGACUCCACAUUAUGGAAUUAAUGUUACAGCAGCCUGCCACUCUUCCAAGUUUUUGUGAUCACUCCUGUCACUUCGUUCUGUCCCUUUUCUGGGCGUUCUUCUUUUUUUUAGAGGGGCGGGUGCAUCAGUGUUCCAGACAUGUGGCUGAAUGUACACAAUAGUUUCUUUUUUUUCUUUUGCUUGUGUAAGUAUAGUAGUUGAGAGUCUUGUUAUUUUUUUGUUCCAAGGUUUUUUGGGGGUUUGUAGGUAUUUCGCUGAAGUAAAAAUCUCUCCUGAUUCAUUCUCUGCAGGGGUGGUUUUCCACACUACAAAUAUUGAUCAGGUUGUGUCCUUUUCUUCGUUGAGCUAGGACCAAGGAUAUGUUCCAUGGUAACGUGAGAACGUCCAAUAAUAAUUGUGCGCUUUGAAACACUUAUUUCACUGGAUGUUUUACUCGUCGCAGCCUCCAACUUGGAUGUGAAACGGGAUGAUAUGCGAGACGGGUGUAAAUAGUAUUUUUAAUGUAAAAUUGGGUAGGGUGUUUUGAGCCAUUUUAUCUGGUUUUUAUUUUAGUUUAAGGCUUUUGCUUUCCAUUUGUUUUCAGCAUGUACCAUUUGUGUCUAAUUACUGCUGUAUCUGCUUGUAUUAAGUAUUUAAAACUUUGCUUUGUAUGGACAUUUCACUGUCGUACUUCCAAUGAGGAAUUGGUCUGUGCCACUUUUUGAAGGUUCGUAGGCUUGUUUAGUAGCAUCUGCUAAACACAGUAGAGGGCUGUGCUCCGGAAAUUCAUGUCGAUGGUCAGUGUACAACCUUCCACGUAUUUGUGUUUUCUCAAAGCCUGCGGGAGAACUUAAUUUGCAUGGCAAAAUGAAAAUGCAAACACUUCCAGAAAAGAGAUGCUUCAAGUUCUACCAAUUUUGCUUGUGAACCUGUUUUUGCAGUCUCCAAGAGAGCCUGAAAAGGACUUGCACUAUCGCUGUUGAGGAGGGCAAAACCUUGGGUGAUUACUUGUUUUUUAAUGUCCUUUGGAGAUACAUGUGCAUUUAUAACACACGGUGAUACACCUCUAAGGUCCAAUGCAAAUUUAUGCAGAAUUGAACAAAAUGUCUUUGAAUUCACUGUAUUUCACUGGCCACACUUUUGUACAUUUUCAUGGACUUUUGCAAGGCUCAAAAUGGCAAUAAAAUCUACAAACUUUUUCAGUGGA